Rhizophagus irregularis DAOM 181602=DAOM 197198 is the source of this 1007-nucleotide messenger RNA. Lineage: Eukaryota; Fungi; Glomeromycota; Glomeromycetes; Glomerales; Glomeraceae. The record is from RefSeq and is a predicted model, not a curated record.
AAAAUUGAAGUAUUGUAAUCAUUUUUCCGUAUAUUAUUUAAAGUAGGCAUCUUACAAAGAACAACUAUUGAAAAAAAUGUCCUAUAGCGGUCAAAAUAAACAGCUGCAAGUCAAAGAAGUUCACUCCAACCGUUUAGGUGUCGGUUAUACUGUUACUAUUAAGAGAUAUACUUCCUAUAUAGGAGAACGCAACCCUGAAUUGAAAAAAGCAAUAAAAAGUCCAAUAUUUAAAGACAAUACUCAAACAAUAUUCGAAAUUGAAAUUCAAUGUCAUCACUUGCCCAAACAAAACAUCAAUCUGUUCGACUACAAAAUCAGACGCCAUUUUAAUGUCAGUUCCAUUCCUCAAUACAAUAAUGGAUACAAAAAAGCUUUAGAGCUUAGACAACAAUACCAGCAACGCCAGAAUUAUUAUAUAGAAGAUGUUACCACUAAAUCCAAUACUAACGCACAUUAUGUUAUUUCUGAACAAGACCAGGUGCUUAUUAAUGCUUCAGACUUAUUUUUACGUAGAACACCUACUCUGGAUGUGGAUUCACAUACCACCAUGAGUGAUAACUCGUAUAUAUCUGCUGCUGAAUAAGUAGUGACUGUCAUCUACCGGCGCAUGAAUAAUUCAACACUAUAAAACACAACAAUAGACUCUUUAUUAAAUGCAACAUUCUAUACCUGGCAGUAUUUACGUAUAACAUCUGGUAGAUGAAAAAAAUACAGAUAUAUGAUUUAGUUAGAAACAAUUUCUUUUUUUUUAUUUUUGUGUACUUUUUCCUCUAUGUCGUUUCUUACAAUGCAGGUAAUGCUUAGUAUUGUUUUUAUAAAUAAUAGGCAAUACGAUCCUUAUGAAGGUUGGGUCUAUAAAAAAUUUUCUUCAAGCAAAAGGCGUAAAAAUCAGAAAAAUUCGGAUACAUAAAAAUAUUAAAAUGGAAAAUUACAAAUAAAAUAGUUCUGACUCAUUUCAAUUUGUAGAACCAAAGUUAAACUAAUAAAGUCAUAAUCAUCCCUGUAUA